AUGUCUACUGGAAAACUAGAAUCAGUGAUCCACAAUUGUGCCAGUUUCUUGGUACCACAACUAACGGCAAUCUCAAAUGAUGUACGAACUACAAUCCUUACAAAACCGUUGGAAUCAACCACAUUUAAUGAUCAACUUUUGACUUUCAAAUGGGAUGAUUCUAUUUCACAAUUUGAAAAAAAUCAAGACAAUAUCAUUAGUUUAGUUUUGAAAAGAAUAAUAAUUGAAAAUUUAUCCACUCCGCUUGAUCAUGAUCAUGUCCCAAAUGAUGAGUUUGAAGGCGAAGGGUAUACAACAGACGAUAUUGUUGAAAGGAAACUCGCUUUAUGUGCAACUAUUUUAGAUUUUUGUUAUCAUUCGAGAAAAAAUAUGAAGAUCAUAUCAUCGUGGUUAUCAAUAUAUUUCGAUUUAUUCACCAUGGUAACAGACUUGUUAACUUGGCCAAAGGAAAUACUGAAAUUCUGGACGUAUGCGAAACUCGCAUUGAUUGAGUUUAAGGCAAACAAUAAUGACGAUAAUGAUUAUAAAGGUCUCUCCAAUUUGAUAAGUUAUAAAGCUCCAUUAUCAGAAAAAUUACGCCAUUGGAAUGAAUUGAUUAAUUUAUUGGAUAGAAAUGAAAAUUUCAAUACCCCGUUACAUUUUAAAAUGAAAUAUAAACUAGAAAAAUUCGUAUCGGAAUUAUUGCCAAUUUAUGAGGAAUCUAACUUUAAUAGAUCGUUAAUCAUUUCUCAAGAUCAAUUGAAAUCGGGUAGUAGUUGGAAUAAAAUCGAUAUAUCGGGGAAAAAUAGAACUUUAAACUCAAGAAAUGAAAUGUUCUUCAAUGAUUAUCUUUACGUGGUGGAAAAUUUAAUUACAAAUCCAUUAGGUACGAUAUUCGCAUCAUAUGAUGAUAAACUGGACCUCGAACAAACAAUGAAUCCCGUAAUAGAUGCAUUGUUUGAUUUGGAAGAUGCAUUUUAUAGAAAGACAAAGACUCAUCAAAAGAAACUAAAACAUCUAGAAAAUAAAUUAAAUUCAAAUUAUCAGGCGGAUUUUAGUCUGACUAAAUCAAAACAACCUCGUUAUAUGGAACUAUCCAAAACAUUAACAGAGGGGAAAGAAAAUUAUUGGAAGGCAUUUAUGGGCAUUCAAUCAACGAAUUCUGAUUUACUUCCUCCUAAUUUGCUCGAAAUAUCCACUACCAAUCCAGAAACAUUAUAUUCCCAAAUGAUGGCGCCAAAUAAUGACUUCUUCAGGAAACAAUUCAUCUUACAAUUAGUCUUUGUUCUUUCAUUUAUGAAAAAAUUAUUACUCUCUGAUGAACUUAAAACAAUAUAUAAGAAUGCGUUCCGUAAGGAUCGUUCUGAUGAUCUCGUUAAAGAAAUUGAUAAAAUUAAAAUAGAUGAUAAAAAAUAUCAAAAAAUUAUACUUUUAAGUGAUCGUAUAAUUAAAACAAGAAUCAUUCAUUUUUAUUCAUUAAGAGAUCCAUCUUUUGAAAAUAUAAUUAUUAAAUUAAUGGAAUCUGAUUUAAAUUAUUUAGAUGCCAAAGCAGACAAUUUCAAAAAUUUCCAAAAAUUUGAAAUCUCUGAUGAAAAAAUACCGAAUGAAUUUACAUUUAACUAUUCCUUUAAAAAAUUUGGGUUUGUUAAAUUGGGUAAUAAAUCAAUCAAUAAUGUUUGGAAGAUAAACUCAGGUUUAGAUAAUGUUAACAUUGAAGGUCAAACUAUCAAUCAUUCCAAUGGAUUAUAUGCAAAUUUAAAAGAAAAAUGGUUUACUGAUAUUACAAAUGGAAAUUCGGAAAAUCAACCAAAGGAUGAAGAUAAUGAAAUUGUUAAACGUUGGCAAAUAUUACGUUCAUUAAGAUCACAAUAUCUUUUUGAAUUUAAUAAAGUUAAUGAAGAUAUUGGAAUAAAGGGAUUAUUUAAUAAAGAUUUAGUGGAUGAAUGGGAUACUAAAACAACCAAACCAAGGUUAUUAUUCAAAGAUGAAAUUUUGAAGGAUCAUCAAGAAAAAUUAAACAUAGCGAGAGAAUAUAUGAAAAAUCAUGAAAAGAAAAAAAGACCAUUGGAGGAAGAUACAACCUUUGAUGAAAAUUCACUUCCCAAGAAAUCGAAACUCGUAAAUCCUUUGACGAAUGAAGAGAAAGGAAGUACCGAUGUUGAAGAAAUUAAGCCCAUUGUUAAUAAAGAAGAAGAAAAAGAAGAAAAUGAAGAAAAUGAAAAUGAGCAAAUUAUUAUAGAAGAAAGUCCAAUAACCGAAAGCAAAGUGACAGAUACCAACAAUGAUGAACCUUCCGAAACGAAACAGGAGGAUGAUAAUAAUAAUAAUAAUAAUAAUGAAGUUAUUGAAAUACCGGAAGAACAAGUGGCGUCUGAUCAUGAAAAUGCUAACGACGUCAUUGAUCUAGAAUAUUAA
This is a messenger RNA of Naumovozyma dairenensis CBS 421, 2394 nucleotides long. It is a transcript of the gene HPR1, whose product is annotated as Hpr1p. The record is from RefSeq and is a predicted model, not a curated record. NCBI's taxonomy places the organism in Eukaryota, Fungi, Ascomycota, Saccharomycetes, Saccharomycetales, Saccharomycetaceae. The transcript has a single exon. Bases 1 to 2394 code for a protein of 797 amino acids.